This is a messenger RNA of Drosophila sulfurigaster albostrigata, 3316 nucleotides long. It is a transcript of the gene Hdc, whose product is annotated as histidine decarboxylase. Gene Ontology annotation, molecular function: histidine decarboxylase activity; pyridoxal phosphate binding. Gene Ontology annotation, biological process: histamine biosynthetic process; L-histidine catabolic process. Lineage: Eukaryota; Metazoa; Arthropoda; Insecta; Diptera; Drosophilidae. The record is from RefSeq and is a predicted model, not a curated record. The transcript has 8 exons. The coding region runs from base 468 to 3014 and encodes 848 amino acids.
ACCUGUGGCUCAAUAAUACUAUAUUGUACGGUUAAUAGUACAAAAGUGCAACCCUAGAGCUCAGCAAUAUUUUCACAGCUGGCCACGUUUCCCAGGCGAGACACAACACAACACAACAGAACAACGACGAUUUUCAUUCCAUGGCUUUGCUUUUCAUUUCCAAUUAGUGUGAAGCCCCACAACGUCGGAAAAUUCUGUCCAAGUUUUAUACAUUUUUAGUCAACGGUCGACGUUCCAAUUUGCUACUCUAUAACAAAAACGAAAAAUCAAAGUUGCCUCGCUAACACCGCAAAAUAAAAAACUCUUCUCACAGAUAAUGGCGCAAAUCUAAAACCAAAAGCAUCCAGAGCAACAGUUAUUCCAGUCGCAAAAGCCAGCCAAGGAUUAAGUUCCACACUUAUUGCCCCAAGCUCUGAAGAAAAUAAUACAGUUAACACACACACUCUUUCGCUGCUGACGUCAUCGCCAUGGACUAUAAGGAGUAUCGGCAACGGGGCAAGGAGAUGGUUGACUAUAUAGCCGAUUAUUUGGAGAACAUACGCGAGCGUCGCGUCUUUCCGGAUGUGAGUCCUGGCUACAUGCGACAACUGUUGCCAGAGUCAGCACCUGUGGAGGGCGAAUCGUGGCCGAAGAUCUUUGGAGAUGUGGAACGCAUUGUGAUGCCUGGAGUAACGCAUUGGCAGUCGCCUCAUAUGCACGGAUACUUUCCGGCAUUGAACUCGAUGCCAUCGCUGCUCGGGGAUAUGUUGGCGGAUGCGAUCAACUGCUUGGGCUUCACCUGGGCGAGUUCACCGGCGUGCACAGAGCUGGAGAUUGUGGUGAUGAAUUGGCUGGGCAAGAUGAUUGGCCUGCCGGAUGAGUUUCUGCAUCUGAGCAACAACAGCAAGGGCGGCGGAGUGCUACAGACGACGGCGAGUGAGGCGACGCUUGUGUGUUUGCUCGCUGGCAGGACACGCGCCAUUCAGCGAUUCCAUGAGCAUAAUCCUGGGUAUCAGGAUGCCGAGAUAAAUGCACGUCUUGUGGCCUAUUGUUCGGAUCAGGCGCAUUCGAGCGUUGAGAAGGCGGCGCUCAUUGGACUCGUGCGUAUGCGCUAUAUUGAGGCAGACGAGCAGCUGGCCAUGCGAGGCAAACUGUUGCGCGAGGCCAUCGACGACGACAUUAAGCAGGGCCUUGUUCCAUUCUGGGUUUGCGCCACACUUGGCAGCACUGGCAGCUGCAGCUUUGAUAAUCUGGAUGAAGUUGGCGUCGUGUGUCGCGAGUACAAUUUGUGGCUGCACGUGGAUGCCGCUUAUGCGGGCAGCGCCUUCAUCUGUCCCGAGUUUCGCACCUGGCUGCGAGGCAUCGAACGUGCGGAUUCGAUUGCCUUCAAUCCGUCCAAGUGGCUGAUGGUGCACUUUGAUGCGACAGCGAUGUGGGUGCGAGACAGCACCGCAGUGCAUCGCACCUUCAACGUGGAGCCGUUGUAUUUGCAGCAUGAGAACUCUGGAGUGGCUGUCGAUUUUAUGCACUGGCAAAUUCCGUUGAGUCGACGCUUUCGUUCGCUCAAAGUGUGGUUUGUGCUGCGAUCCUUUGGCAUCAAAGGACUGCAGCGACACAUUCGCGAAGGCGUUCGUUUAGCCCAGAAAUUCGAAGCUCUUGUGCUCGCCGAUCAUCGCUUCGAGUUGCCCGCAAAGCGCCAUCUAGGUCUCGUUGUAUUUCGCAUUCGAGGCGAUAACGAGAUCACCGAGCGUCUGCUGAAGCGUCUGAAUUAUCGCGGCAAUCAACACUGUGUGCCGUCAUCGCUUAAAGGACAAUAUGUCAUUCGCUUUACGAUCACGUCGACGCACACCACACUCGAUGACAUUGUCAAGGAUUGGAUGGAGAUCAAGCAGGUGGCAUCGAUGGUGCUCGAUGAGAUGAACAUCACCAUUUCGAAUCGUGUCUAUCUCAAGGAUACCAAGGAGAAAAGCGAAGCAUUUGGCUCCAGUUUGCUGCUGUCGAACUCUCCGCUGUCGCCAAAGGUUGUCAACGGUUCCUUUGCGGCGAUCUUCGAUGCAGAUGAGUUUCUGGCCAAGACCUAUGCGGGCAUACGCAUAGCACAUCAGGAGUCGCCUUCGACGCGACGUCGCGUGCGAGGAAUUCUGAUGUCCGGCAAACAAUUCUCGUUGGACUCGCACAUGGAUGUGGCGGUGGUACGGACCACACUGGAUGACAGUGGCAGCCACAGUCACAGCCAGAGCACUGCUGUGAAUUCCUAUGGCCGAACCACAGGCCGUGAGGCGGGGCAAGCGGUGGCGGUGGGCGGGGGACAAGCGAGCAUACGCGAGGAUGUGGACAACGAGGAGUCCGCGGCGGAAGAAACUGAGCUGCUGCUGCUGCAGCUGAGUCGCAGACGUCGCAGCAGCCACAACAACUCCAGUUCCCAGUCCAGCAAACACAACUACAACAACAGCAAUAGCAACAGCAUCAGCAACAGCAUCUCUAAUCUGAAUGCCACGCCCGCCAAUCACUUUCGCCCGAUUGCACUUUACACCGCGUAUUCGCAUUCUCAGUCUCAAUCUCUGUCCCAAUCACAAUCGCCUUGCAGUGUCACCGUCUCGGUGGACAGUCUGUUGACGCCGGUCACCCACUGUGAUGUGUAUCAUGGCAAGCGGUUUCUGGAGCCAGUGAGCAGCCUGAUCGACAACAGCUCCUUCACCAGCAGCAUUCACCACAUGCCCACGCCCAUCACAACGCCUACGGAGGACUUUGAUUGGCCCGCACGAACCUUUAAUCAAUUGCUCCUCGAACGUUAUGCUCAGUCCUCCUCGCAUUCGGUGGCCGAUGGUGAAUGCUCCUCAUCCACGGACAGCAGCAGCCUCAGUCUGGCCAGAGUCAUCACAGCCACGCCGAGCAUCCUCAGUAGUCUCAAUGAGUUGGCUUCGCCACUGCUCGGUUCCUUUGCCUCCCCCUCGCAACCGCUGCAAUCCGCUUUGGGUGACUCCGAUUCGGAUGCCACCAUUUGCUCGGCGGCCUCUUCGCUGGAGUCCCUUUAACUAAUCAUAAUCAUAAUCAUAAUAUUUAACUAUAUGAUAUUCGUGUACUUAGAAAUUGUAACUAUCCUUCACUGCUGUGCAAUCAAUAAUGUUAUCUAUCGUAGUAUCAAAUCGGGGUUAUAACAUACUAUAACAUAAAUACAAAUUUAUCUCUAACAUUGAACCUUACUCUAAUCCCAUGUAAUAUAUAUAUUUAAACCCAUACUUAACUAAGUCUAACAAGCAGUUCUAUAUACUAUACUUAGCUUAAUCAAACACUUAAAAAAAUCUGCUUUGCACUCGGCUUUCUCCUCUCCCUCUUC